Molecule: messenger RNA, 1537 nt
Organism: Pectinophora gossypiella (pink bollworm)
Lineage: Eukaryota; Metazoa; Arthropoda; Insecta; Lepidoptera; Gelechiidae
Exons: 2
Coding region: 511-1302 (263 amino acids)
Biological process (GO): DNA integration
Molecular function (GO): nucleic acid binding
Source: RefSeq, a predicted model, not a curated record
CCUAAUCGCUACGUUCAACAAAAUCAUAUUUUGUAUUACAAGUUACAUGUAACGGGAGAGGACUCGCGGUUGUUGUGCUAUGUACCAAAGGGGCAUCGCUUAAGUUUGUUACGGAUAUUCCACGAUGAACACCAUCAUAUUGGAUUCGAUAAGACAGUCGAGCUGAUACUGAAACACUUUUGGUUUCCCGGGUUACGCUCGUUUACUAAGAAGUAUAUCCAACAUUGCAUUGUUUGCUUGUCGCACAAAAAGGUGCCGCGUCAACCGCCCCAACCGAUUACAUCGUGGAAUAAACCGAGUAUACCCUUUGAAACUGUGCAUAGUGACGUGCUUGGACCUCUUCCCGAGUCUAACGGUUAUAAAUAUGUGAUAUUAAUAGUUGACUCGUUCACCAAAUACUGUCUUUUGUACCCUAUUUACCGCCAGGACUCGAACGAGUUACGGAGAGUGUUUGAAGCAGCAAUUUCAUUAUUUGGCGCACCUAAAUUACUAGUCGUUGAUCGCGGACGUAUGUACGAAAGUACGGCGUUUGUAGAAUGGGUCAAAGGUAUGGGGAGUGAUAUAUAUUUCAUUACUCCUGAUAUGCACCAGAGCAACGGGCAAGUGGAGCGCUAUUGUAGGACUGUCCUAAACAUGAUUCGCGUAGAAAGUAAUUUUAGACAAGAGCGAUGGUCUGACGUUCUAUGGAAAUUGCAACUGACCUUAAACAUCACCACUCAUAAGUCAACAAAAUGUUCACCACUAAAUCUUUUGAUUGGCAGUGAAGCAGUGACGCCCGUUAUUCGGCUCCUGCUGAGAGACGUAGCCCAUGAAGGGAGUAGCCCCAACCGAGAGGCUAUGCGGGAGAUGGCCCGCCAGCGCGCCACCGAGUUGCUGGACAUGAACCGCACCCGGCAAGACGCUCGCGUGAAUGAGAGGCGACGACCUCCUCGAACCUUCGCUGUUGAUGACGUCGUUUUUGUGAACAAGGGCAGUCAAGCAACUGGCAAGCUUGAUUCAGGCAUGCGCGGCCCUUACAUAAUUACAAAAGUAUUGCCACAUGGGCGGUACGAUAUGAAACUGCUUGCUGGAUCUUAUGGCAAGACCACGCAAGCAGCCGCCGAAUUUAUGACUCUGUGGCGUGGCGAAUGGACUCCUGAGACUUGUAGUUUAUUCUUUGAGAGUGCAGAUGAAAGCUCCUACGACCUGCACGAUGACUCUGACGGUGCAGUGCCAGGGCCAUCCUCAGCAGCCGAGUACUUUCAGAGCUUCACGGGCGAGGACGCGCCGUCGUCAGGAGAGGCCGUGUUAGAUGAAGACUAGGCCUAGGAGGGAGUACGCGCCACACGUCACCGACAGCUGUCAAUAAAAGAAGCGAGCAUGGCGCGCGGCUCACUUUUGUCGCAGCUACGGAACCGAACGGACGUUCACUGUUUUCAUAUUGCUUUUUACUAAACUUGUGCUUUAAAUCCUAUUUUCUAGUUCAUUUGUAAUUAUUUAAAUUUAUUUAAAUUAUAAGUAUUUUUGCCUACGUUUGACCGUUUUUUUUUAAAUAAUU